CUUCUAUAUUUUCAAGUGAGAAGGCUGUUAAAACGCACAGGAGCAUGUCCAGGAAAACACAACCAAUGGCAAAUGGCCCACAUCUGUAAAGUAUUGGCAUGUUUUUUCUCAACAGAACUUCAUGUCAUUAGAUAAUAUCCUUUGAUGUAGUAUGCUGAGUAAAUGCGUAGAGAGGGAGGGACGGGUGCGGCAGGAUGAUAAAAAUGCCCGGUUCAGAAAUUAGUGAGUGUUGCUAGGCGUACAAUUGCAACAGUGGAAAUUCCCCAAUCUGUUUACUUGUUUGUCUUUUGAGGGAAGAUGCCCACAAGGGCAGCAGGGCAGCAACCAGGAGGAAGACAUCAUAAAAUAUCUGUUUUAUGACCUAACCACAACUCGCACGUUUUGUGAUCUAACUGAUGUAGCAAAGGUGACAGGAAGAUUUGUAUAUCUUUAAUGAAAUACUGACUCACUCUCACAAGAUAGGAUCGGGAAACCAAACUUAAUAAAGGCAACUCAGAAACUUCAACUGGUCCAAAAAGCAGCAGCCAGAUGACAGGUUGUGGUUCCUUUUAGAGCUCAUGUAACCCCUGUUUUCGGUUUGUUUCCAGGCCUGAUUCAAAGGUACUCAUGCUAGUGUUUAAAGCCCUAGACAACUUAGUUGCCAAGUAUUCCCUACAAACUUUCUACUUCCCUACAGAGCCUCUUGGGUGUUAAGAUUGACCAGAGUAGUAGUUGGUAGUUCCAUCACCCUCAGAGGUUGUGGAGAUGGUAGCCUGGGCAAUUAUAUUCUCUGGCAGCUCCUAGGUUGUAGAAUUCCCACAGAGUUGCAUCGGAUACCUUCAUUACAUAGUUUCCGGUGUAUGCUGAAGACUCACAUCUUUACUCUAACCUUUACCCUAACACCUGAGAUAAAUGUUUUCAGAACCCAUCCUAUUCCCGCGACGCUCAUUUGCUUUAAUUGUUUUUAAUAUGGGAUUUUAAAUUGUUAUAAGAUGCCCUGGGACUUGCUGGUGAAGGGCGGGUAAUAAAUUGAAUAAUAAUAAAAUAAUUAUAAUAAUAUAUAGGGGUUGUCCCUUGCGAGGCUGGCUUUUAUCAACUGGACUGCCUGCAGGACACGCACUGAGCACCGCAACAAUGUGUUUCAUAUGAUCCUCAUGCUCUGUUUGACCUGCAUAAUCCUUCAACUCCCAAAAGGGGUCUGAAUAUCACAAAUCAACUGGCUUCGGGUGCUCGUCAUUUGUAUGAUCCUCAGGCUCAGCCCUAGUUCCCCAAAGAUCAUAAAACUACACAUCUUGACAAUAUGAUCUGCAAAACACCUAAGCCAAUAUCAGUGGUGCAUACUGUGUUUCCCAAGCUCUGUUUAUGCGUGAGUGUUUUUCAUUCCUUCUAGUUAUGCAUGUUUUUAGACAUAAGUUCCAUUUUAGUUACUGCCAAGUAUAGGAUAAUUGUGUUGUUGUUAUGAGUGAGGAAAGGAGCAAGCAGAUUCAGGUACUAAUUCUUCAUAUUUCUGAGUGUAGAGUUACAGUUAGGAUUAUCUGGCCAGUGCCUUUUUACAGCAUAAACUGCAUUGUCCAACCGAUGGCAUUCAUGUUAUUGUUUUUAUUCUACAUGGCAAUUAUCCCCAUGUAAGCAAUGUGCGUAGAGCAGAACUUUGAUUACUGAAAUAAAUCUCAGUUACAUGGCCCUGGUUGUGCAAUUCACUGGGUUACUAAGGUGAUAUUUACUUGUAUAGAAGGAGUGUUCACAUCAAAGCGUGAUGUUAGCCAACGUUUGAAUCCUUUCAUUUUGUUUUCAGAUUAGCUAGAAACAAAGUCUUCUGUCUUCCUAAGUAGUCUCAUUUUUAAACGCAGCAAUGUUUUUGACAUGGAAAUACAUAUGAAAUGAGUGGAAUGUUACCUCUGAGAGACCAAUAUCCUCUGUUAAAUUAUGUUUGUGCGAUUUUUUUUAAAAAAAAUGAUCCGGAAUUCGCUGUGAACGAGGCUAAACAGGAACUAUGCCAUCCAGCCAUAUCAGACCUGCCACAUCAGAGCUUUUAGAGCUUCACGUUUUUUACGUUCCGGAAGACGUGUGGAAUUUCAAGUUGAAUACAGUUCCUGUAGAUGUUGCCAGCAAAUUUUUUUCGGCGGGAUUUAUAAGGGUGCCACCUUAUAUGACAUUGAGAACAUUAAGAGAGCAGCUCGGAGACUACCUGGGUGAAGAUGCAGUUGUGGAUAAGUAUAUCUUCCUAAAAUGUAUAGGGAAGAAACUUGCAGUGGUGAAAGCAAAGCAAGAAACAGAACUGAAGCUCAAAUCGUUUGCUCCUCCCUAUGCAUUUCAUCCAGAACUUUAUUUGUUGCCUGGAGUAGAAAGUAUUUAUUCAUCUUCAUCGUCAACUCCAGAAAGACAUCACAGCAAUGCAGACUAUAUACGUGCAUAUACAUCAUAUCAUAGACCACCUGACGUAUCAGCUCCAGAUCGUGAAGCUGGCCAGAACCCCAACGUUUUGGAGAGUUCCUUGAAACAUCUCAGCCCAACUCAGGAUAAAAAUAAUUUAAUAGGAUGGGACGGAACUGAAAAAGGAAGUGCUCAAGAUCUCCCUGCAACACAGAUCUCUAAGCAAGAACAGAACGAAAGGAUUAAAGAGAAAUAUAAUUCACAAAGAAGGGAAGGAGAAAUUAGUUGUAACAGAGAGCUAAAGGAAUCCAUUAAAUCUCCCUAUACAUUCCAAGAUAAAAUUUCUGAGAGACAAAACUCCGUAAGAAAAUCCACAUCGGUGAAAAUUCCUCAGCAAAAGUCUUUCAGCCAAGCUCGAGAACGGCAGCAAAAUACUCCUAGAAAGGUCAAGAAAUACAAAGAUUCUGUUGCACCUUUGCGUAUGAAUCAGAACCGAGGGCAAGAGGGAAACAACCAGAUUCAAGUCAAUCACAUCACACAGAAGAAAAAAGAAGAAGCUCCUAUUGCGCUGGAUGCAAAUACAGAAAACGAAGGUAACCUGACAGGAAUUGGAAUGGGAAGACACACCACAGGGGAUUCUGGAAUCCCAGAAUCAUUGGAGGAGAGAGACAUGGACUAUUCACACAGAAUGAGGAGCCAACAGCAUCCUGGAAUUGCCAAGUCUAUUGCUGACACUGGUAGCGUGCAAGAUAGCCAGGCUGAUGAAAAUAACCUAAAUGACUUUGCACAUCUGAGCCAGUAUAUUUCGCCUCCUACUCCACCUCUUCUGGCUCUGUCUGUAAACAGAGCUGAAGUUCCCAGCGGAAUCUUUCCAACAGAGGGUAGUGAGUUGAUCAGACAGCUGCAACAUGUCAAGGCAGAACGAAAGCACCUGGAGAGGGCUAGAGAAGAGCUGGUUAAAAAAGUGAGAAGCUUACUGGAACAGAACAAACUCAGGAGAUACCAGGCUCGUGAUUCCUGGAAAAAGAAAUAUUUUGAAGCUAAAAAAGUCACAGCUUCCUUGGAGGAAGUUUCAAAUAAAUUGCGGGAAGAUUUAGAACUUCACUACCAGAAAUUGUUGAUGCAGCUAGAAGCUAGGGAUAUAAGGAAAAAACGAAAUAAUUUAACACAGGUUGCUAAUUCAAAGAAUAAUACAAUAAUCCAGAUCACCACUCUGCAGCAUGAAAUUGAACAACUAAGGAGAAAGGUUGAUAAUGCAAAAAUGAAGCUUGUCAUAGAAAUUAAGAUGAGGAAGCAGGCAGCUUCUGAUUUGCGAGCACUGAAGGCAGAACUGGCACACAAGAAAGUUCAGUCUUCUUUAAGACUCCACCCUGAAGGACAAGUUUAUUAGCUGGCUCCCGUUUUUGCAGUUCUGGUGUAAAAGAAAGGCAUCUGCUUCUGAGUAAGCUGCUACGUUCCUUCUUGCUUUCCACGCUCAAGCCCCAAGGUUUUAAUUGUUAGCAAGAUCGACAGUGUAGUAGAGGAAGACUGCUAUUGGGUUUACAUUUGCUUGUGGCUAGUUGAAGUCCCUUGGCGGCUUAGUGGGGAGCUGAGAUGGGUGAACGAUGCAAAAAGCAGAUAAUGGAGAUCUAUCUAAACCUUACGCCUUAGGCCCCACAUUGGUGUUGGUUCAUCUUGUAAACAAGCUUCCGUUCUUUCUGUAGAAGUUGAGAAACAACUUGCCCUUCACAAGAUCACAAUGUAUCUAAAUAAUGACAGCUGAUGGAUUUACUUUUAACAAAAAUUGAUUUGGUUAAAAAAGGUAAACGCAUCGAAGUAAAUCCAUCAGCCACCAUAUUCCGAUCAGAUCUUAGACCUGUUAUCAUCCUCAGAGAAUGAGUUUCUGGAACGUAAAUGCCUCAUCUGUGGUAAAUUUCGGCAAGCCCUGCCCGUGAGCUCUUCCUGCCUGAAAACCAUGUCAUACGUCUAGUCAGGGAGCCAAAUAGGAGGCAUUAACAUGGUAACAGCUGGAAAGCUGACAAGGAAGUGCUAAUUACUAUGAGUAAUAGACGAUAUGAAAUAUGAAAGAGGAUAUUAAAAUCCUGCAACGCUUUUGGGAAGAGGAACUCUGCAUACAUUGAGCAAUCCCUAGCGCUAGUAUUAUUCAGAAAAACCUUUAUCGGGGUGCCCAAACCUUUUUCAAAGAGGGCCAGAUUUGAUGAAGUGAACAUGUGUGAGUACCAACCAAAAUUGUUGCUUUUUUGGGGAUUGAAGUUGCUAAGCUUUUCUGGACCUUUUACCCAAGGACAUGAAACGGACUUUAGACAUGCCUGCUUUAAAUCCUUUUUAGGAUGGAUAGGGACUCACUCUAUUUCGCUUCGUGUUUAAUUUUAUACGUUUGCUUUUAAUUAAGAAAACAGAAGUUGCCAAUUCAUUGUCAUUGUGAAAGACUUAAAAUUAAGGGCUGCUUCAAAUCAGUGCUAUUUUUCUAGAAAAAAAGGUGCCGGAACUCACCACGAACCUCUCCCUUGUUCUCUUAGAAUGGCAAUGGCGCCCACUUGAGAGGUGCCACAACAGAGUUCCAGCGAGUUCUGGCGGAAAAAAAGCCCUGGUUCAAAUGUGUUUUGAAGCCUUGGGGACAUCAGCUUUAUUUACAAGGAGGGAGCAAUAUUCCUGCAGGAGGCAAAGGUUCAUGUUUUUUGCCUCUCUGUUUAAACAGGGGAGAUCUGUUGUCCGUCACUGGGCAGAAAAAAUGCACCGUUUUCAAAUCUUUUAGCAAAGCGGGGGGGGGGGGUUUCCACAAAAGAUUUUUUUUAAAAAAAGUGAUGCAGAACAAUGCAAAAUAAAGCUGCUAAACGCCAAAAAUGGCACACAGGUCUUACUAGCCAUCAGAGAUGUACCUAAGAAACCAGAGUUAUUGGAGUGAGAUCGCGGCGCCCAAAUGGCUGCCAUGCUCUCACGAAGAAUGGGAUGAAGAGGUAUGCCAUUGCUUGUUAGCAAUGUACAUAUCUGUUCCGGGGUUGGGUCUGUUUGACAAAGUUUGGAGGAUUUUCAAUUAUUUUAACUAUUUCUUUAUUGAGUUAAUAUUCUUUGUAAACCACUUACAAAUUUUAUUACAAUCUCUCUCUCUCUCUCUCUCUCUCUCUCUCUCUCUCUCUGUGUGUGUGUGUGUGUGUGUGUGUGUGUGUACUAUGCAAGUUAAACAUCUGUGUAUGUUGUGAUCUGUGCACAAAUAUUCUAAAUAAAUGGGUGGCAUCGUCA
This is a messenger RNA of Podarcis muralis (Common wall lizard), 5592 nucleotides long. Lineage: Eukaryota; Metazoa; Chordata; Lepidosauria; Squamata; Lacertidae. The record is from RefSeq and is a predicted model, not a curated record.